GCGCAGAACGAAAAGAGCAACGUGACAACAUUCAGUUCACAGUCCAUUUCCAGAAGUUCCGCCCCGGCAUUUCCGACACCUUCUGGACACUUUACUUGAGAUGCUCUUUGCAGCUCUGCCGUUCCUGGAAGCAACGCCUCUCCAAUUUGGGCCUCGUGGCCCUGUUCCUGUGUGUUGUGCGUGCGCUCCUUGGGGACGAUGGAGAUUUCGAAGAUGUUCUGGUGAAGUUGGGGAUCGCACAGAACAUGCUGAUGCUCCCUGUGUGCAUCCACAGCAUGAAUGUGUUCAGCUGCGAUCGCUUGGAGAGAAAGCGAGAGGACACGGCUGGAAUUCCCAUACUCUCGCAAUAUCUGGCAAAGGACUUCUGCCAUUUUGCGGAGUUGCUACUCUUUGCGGUUCUGUGGACAGGCAUAUACGGGCCCUUCUCGAAGGUCGUGGCAAGCCCUUGGACCCUGCUUCGCUUAGCAGUGGCGCAGUGCUACAUGGCUUACGGCCUUUCCUUCUUCCUCUCCGUGAACCUCACGAGUCCGAGCACGGCCACGGUGACAAUCAUGCUGCUACUCGUGGUGGCUCAGCUGUGUUCCGGUGUGGACCUCAUCGCUUUCGGAGAGGUGCAGAGCGCGCUUUACGGCAUAGGAUGGGUGAUCUUCAUACUCUCGCCGUCCUUCUACACGGUAGAGCGGAUCUUGCCCAUCUACCUCUUUGAGGGACUCGAACCGCCUGUGAGGCAGGCGAUUUGCGACGGCUUCCUGCAGAAGAAAGGGGUCAGCUGUCAACUGCCCGCUUCACACGGAAAGUCUGUGGGUGUGUUUGGCACCGUGACGGGCUUGACCACAUUCUUGGCAGACAUGAAGAAAUCGUACAUCUUUUUGCACUCGGACGUGCAGCUGGUGAUGCUUGCAUUGGCGAUACGAGUCAUCACCCUGUUUCAGCUGGAGCUACGGGCAGGACAGGCUAUGCAAGGCAACCGACGGCAGCGCUUCAUUUGUCGUCUUGCCUUGGCUUUAGUCGCCAGCUUCUUUAUACUCACCAUCCCUUUGGCGCCCAACGCCGGCGCCGAAGAGUGGAUGAUGCCUUCUUAG
This is a messenger RNA of Symbiodinium necroappetens, 1082 nucleotides long. Lineage: Eukaryota; Dinophyceae; Suessiales; Symbiodiniaceae. The record is from the annotation of a GenBank genome assembly.